Molecule: messenger RNA, 14248 nt
Organism: Ylistrum balloti
Lineage: Eukaryota; Metazoa; Mollusca; Bivalvia; Pectinida; Pectinidae
Product: protocadherin Fat 1-like
Exons: 32
Biological process (GO): homophilic cell-cell adhesion
Cellular component (GO): cell-cell junction; plasma membrane
Molecular function (GO): calcium ion binding
Source: RefSeq, a predicted model, not a curated record
UGUGUUUAUUCCACAGGUGUUAUAGUGACCACUGGCCAGAAGCUGGACAGAGAAUUACAGGAAAGUCAUAUUCUUGAGGUAACUGUUAGUGAUAAUGGAACGCCAAGCCUUUCUUCAGUCACACGAGUCGUUGUCCAAAUCCUUGACAAAAAUGACAACAAGCCAAAGUUUCUACAAAGGAAUUAUAAAGUUAACAUCAUGGCUAAGUCUCCUGGAAGUAAACCAAUGCCAGUGCUUCGCGUUUUCGGGGAGGACAAAGAUAGUGGUAAAAAUGCCGAGAUUACCUAUAAGAUCCGAGGGAGGGAACAGACAGAGUUUACUAUCAAUGCCACAACUGGUAUGAUCUAUGCGGUAGAAGCCCUAGAGCCAAAGAUGUAUGAGCUUAAGAUCCGUGCUACAGACAAUGGGGAUGUGAAGAAGAGGAGCAAGGUUCGAGCCCAGAUUUUGGUGGGACCUCGUCCAACUAGCUCACCUAAUGCUCCUGUAUUUGACCAAUCAGUGUACAUGUUUGAACCCGUGUCUGAGAACUGUAAGCUGGGUCAGAUGCUGGGAUUGGUCAGAGCCAGAGACCCUGAUAAGGACAAAGUUUGGUUCUCCAUAAUAGGUGGUGAUGACAACAGUGACUUUCUUAUUAGUCCUGUUGAUGGAAGUGUGCAUCUAGCACGCCGCCUUGAUCGGGAGACCAAAGAAAUCUACAAUCUUACAGUUGCUGCCACUGAUGGCGUCCAUGAGACUCGUGCCAAUGUUGUUCUCCGAGUUCUCGACAGUAAUGACAAUGCCCCGAUGUUUACGAAGCCUCACUUCAGCGCCAACGUGUCUGAAAAUGCUGCCAUUGGGACCACUGUUCUUCAGAUUUCGGCCAUUGACCGUGACAAAAACAGUCGGCUAUUUUACACCAUCCUGGCCACAGCCAACAGCGUCACUGACAACAAAUUUGAAAUAAACUCUGAAACAGGUGUGAUCCAAGUGAAACAGGAGCUUGACCGUGAGGUGCAGUCUGUCCACCAGUUGACGGUGAUGGUGCGUGACCAGGGGAAACAGUCACACCGGAACUAUACCUAUGUCACGAUCAAUGUGCUAGAUCAUAAUGACUUCGCUCCCGAAUUUCUGGAGGAGCUUAUUGAGGGACGUGUAUUUGAAACAGCAGCCAUUGGGACCUCUGUGGUUGAGGUCAUGGCGAUUGACAAAGACAAAGGUCAAAAUGCAGAGUUAUCCUUCUCCAUCAAAUCAGGAAACAUUGGAAUGAUGUUUGACAUUGACGAAACUUUAGGCAUAAUUACAGUCGCUCAGGAGCUUAAUAGAGACGAGAUGUCUUCCUACCAGCUGACUGUCAUGGCAACAGACCACGGUUCUCCCCCUCUCAGUAGUACUGUCUCAGUUACCAUAUUGGUUACCAUAUCAAACAAUGCUGCCCCAAAAUUUGUCUCCAGCAUGUUUAUGUCUGAGAUUCGUGAGAACUGCCCUCUUGGAAGUCAUGUGAUCCCUGUUGAAGCUUUGUGUCAAUCCUCCAUGUUGUUUGAUAUUAUAAGUGGAAAUGAGGACGAGGUAUUCAGCAUCAACCCUAACUCUGGCAUUAUCUACACAAAGGAUGAAGUGGACUAUGAGGUGCGUGACCACUAUAACCUGACUGUGUCUGCAACCAACAUUGUAGGCGCGACCUCUACUGUGCGCGUUGUGAUCCUUGUCCUUGACCUUAACGAUAAUGCCCCUGUGUUUGAUGAGACUAUGUGUGAGGGUAAGAUCAGUGAGAGUGCCCCUGUAGGCAGUGUUAUUCUCAGUAUGAGUUUGGAGCCCCUAGUGGUCCAUGCAACUGAUCUGGAUUCUUAUAAAAAUGCACACGUCACCUAUAAGAUAACUGACCCAAAAGGUAGUAAGUACUUUUCAGUAGACUCGGCCACUGGAGCAAUUAAAAGUAUGGCUGUCCUUGAUCACGAGGAGUUUGAUGAGAUUGAAUUUUAUGUGUAUGUAUGGGAUAAGGGUUAUCCUCAGUUACAGGCUGUUGAACCAGCAAAGGUUGUCAUUCAUAUUGUGGACAUGAAUGAUAACCCACCGUACUUUACACAACUGUCUUACCAUGCUGAUAUAUUACUACCAACGACUGAAGAUGUUGAAAUAAUCAAACUUAAUGCUACUGAUAUAGAUUCCAUUAAUAAGGACACUUUACUGUUUAGCAUUGUGGAUGGCAAUGCUGACGAAAAAUUCAAGAUAAAUCCACAAACGGGACAGAUUUUCAUAAAAAAUAAAGCCAAUUUAGAGGAAAGUUAUGAAUUAGGCGUUGAAGUAACUGAUGGAAAAUUUAAAUCGGCCUCUACACUGACAAUAUCUGUGAAUUCUCCAGAGGAAGCAGUGUUUGUUUUCAGUAAACCUGUGUACUCUGUCAAUAUCACCGAGAACACUCCAGGUCCUCAAACACUCACUGUCAUACAAGUGCUUGAUCCAAUGAACCAGCACCUUGUGUUCACAUUAUUGAACCACCAGGAUUUGUUCAGUGUUGUCCAAACAUCUGGUGUUCUACAGACCAAGGAGCAGAGUUUCGACCGAGAAGAAAACACAUUGUACACUCUGGUUAUAUCAGUACUGGGAGAAUCUGGCCAGAUAGCACACGUUCUUGUUGAAGUAAACAUUCUGGAUGAAAACGACAAUGACCCACAGUUUGUGAACCAGCCAUACGAUACAGUAGUAGCCCUUGGUCUUCAGACAGGUGAACUAGUUAGACAGGUAACAGCUAUCGACCGAGACAGUGACAGCAAUGGACUGGUCAAGUUUACCAUGGUGACAGGAUACCAGGACAAGUUCAACAUAGGGACUAAUGAUGGUCGAAUCACCUUGGCCAGUCCACUUGACCAGGCUGACCAGAACAGGGACUUUGUGCUGACCAUUAGGGCUAGUGAUGAAGGUAUCCCUCCACGAUCUGUAGAUGUCAACGUAACCAUCUCUGUCAUCAGUGAUGCCCAUCCUCGCUUUGAACAACAGUUUUAUACAACAACUGUCCGUGAGGAUGUCCAGCUCCAUACACCAGUCAUUAGUGUUCGAGCGGUCAGUCCCAAUGGACACAAACUCAUCUACACCAUCAUCAGUGGCGACACAUACAAAGAUUUCGAUGUGGACUUCAACAUAGGCACGGACGCACUCGGCCCGUGUGUUGUGGGUGUGGUCAGCCCACUUGACUACGAGGUCACCAAAGGUUACGAGCUUGUCAUCCAGGCAGCUGACGUGAAGACCAGUGCUACAGCUACAGCCACAGUUAGAGUCAUUGUAACCGACGUCAAUGACAAUGUCCCAUUAUUUACAAACUACAAGUACACAGCCCUGUUGUCUGAGGCAGUUGGUGUAGGGAUGUCGGUGGUCAAGGUACACGCUGACGAUGAUGAUCUGGGAAGCAGUGGGCUGGUGUAUUACAGUAUAGAACCUUUAUCAGAAGGCAGCACUGACCCAGAUUUCUUUACCAUUGAUAGUCAGACUGGACUGAUCACCCUUAUACAACAACUUGACCAUGAGGUGCAGACUGACUUCACAUUUGUGGUGCGAGCUACAGAUGGAGGUUUGCCCGCCUCCAGCAGUAUGGUAUAUGUACAUGUCAUCGUAGAAGACUUUAAUGACAAUGCACCACAGUUUGAUCAGCCUUCGUAUGACUGUUCCAUCACAGUACAGACAACUGGUCAGAUUGUCACCAGGGUAACAGCCUCAGACCCCGACAUCAGUAGUCAAGGCAACCUGAUGUAUGCUAUUGUGGGUGGUAAUGACGACCAGACAUUUCACAUGAAUGCUCAGACAGGGUUAGUAACUCUGACGGGUCGUAAUGGUGGCGAUUACUAUCACGCCUACACAGUUAAUGUGUCUGUGUCAGAUGGUGUCUUCACUAGUUUCACACGGGUCGGCAUCACGAUCAAGGAUGGCAACAACCACACACCUACGUUCCAAGAGCAGCCCUACCAUGCUUCAGUCGACGAAAAUCUGGGGGCAGGCAUACUCGUCACUGUUGUGUCUGCCAAUGAUGCUGACCACGGCAACAAUGGUCUCCUAACCUAUACUAUCACCAGUGAUCACAUGAUGCAAUACUUCAGUAUUGAUGCAGACACAGGAGAAAUAUUUACAGAACACAUGUUUGAUAGAGAAGUAAAGGACACAUACCUGGUCCCAGUGGCAGCCAUUGACAAUGGAGGAAGAAUGGGUUUUACUGUGGUGGAGAUUUCUAUCACUGACAAAAACGACAAUAUCCCAGCAUUCACUGCUCAGGAUUAUCGUGCAGUUGAGGCAUAUGAUGCCGCUAUCAACACCACUAUCAUACAGGUAACUGCCCGUGAUCGUGACCUUGGUGAUAAUGGUCGGAUUAUUUAUCAGCUCCACGAUGACAAUGUGGCUCCCUAUGUGUUUGUUGACCCUAACACUGGUGAUGUCAAGGUCAAAGCUGACCUCACGCCAAAAAUGCAUUCCUUGAUGCAGUUCUUUAUCAGUGCUGUGGACUUUGGUGAGAUCCCCUUGGAGAACAAUGUACCAGUAGAGAUUUAUGUGAUGGGGUCUGGUGAGGUAGCACCCCGCUUCCCUCAGUCAAAGUACAUAUUUGUGGCACCAGAGAACACAGAUAAGUUCAACUUUAUCCGUACAAUCACCGCUGAGAGCCAGCAGCCUGUGCACUACAGGGUUGUGCCUGGUAGUAACCCAGAGACCAAUCAUCCACAACUCUUCUCCGUUGAUGACUCUGGGAACAUCCACCUCAAUGGUGACCUUGAUGCUGAGGAUGUGUCACAGUAUACAUUAACUAUGCUGGCUUAUACGGAGGCUUCACCAUCCCUGGUCAGUCACACUGAAGUCUACUUUCAGAUCACUGGCAUCAAUGACAAUACCCCACAAUUUGAGUCUAACCCCUACACUGCAAGUCUAGUGGAGAACUCCAAACCAGGAAUUAGAAUCAUGCAAGUCAGGGCAUUUGACCUUGAUGAGCCAGAGACAUUGACCUAUAGAUUUGGUGAUGGCAUGGAGGAUGUCGCUCAAGUGUUCAACAUUGAUCAGCACACUGGCUGGAUAACACUGUUGUCAUCUGUUGAUCGUGAAACGAAGAGUGACUAUAAUAUUUCUGUUGUGGUGGAAGACACUGAGGGAUCUGUUACAAGGACAAGCAUGACCUCAGUACUGAUAGAGGUUAAGGACUAUAACGACAAUCCACCAGUAUUCUUGAGCAAACACUACCACACUGCUGUCAAUGAGUUGGCAGAGCCAGGAACAGUUCUGUUACCACUUCGAGUUUUUGAUGCAGACAGUGAACAGAACACACACAUCAGUUACUUUAUCAUUGACGGGGAUCCACAUGGACGCUUUCAGGUAUAUCAUACGGGCGAAGUCUGUGUCAGUCGGCCACUGGACCGUGAACAAAUAACAACAUACAACCUCCAAAUAGCUGCCACUGAUGGUGGGCUCAGUUCCAUAACAACAGUGACGGUGGAUAUCCUUGACGACAAUGACAACAGUCCUGUGUGUGGACAGCCAUACCAUGAGGUUGUGUUGUCAGAAGAUGUACUGCCCUCCGAUAUCAUCACCCGAGUCCAUGCAACAGAUGCUGAUGAUGCCUCCACUAUCAACGCCAAGGUCCGUUACCUUCUUAAUCGUGAGCAGGACAGAGAGAAGUUCACUGUGGAUGAGACGACAGGUAUACUGACCAUCAGAGAAAGUCUUGACCGAGAAGAGGUAUCCAAGUAUGAUGUAGUGGUCAGUGCUGUGGAUGGGGGCCAGAGGUCAUGUGACACCCAGGUCUUCAUACAACUCAGCGAUGUCAAUGACAAUCGGCCUGAGUUUGUUGAUGCACCAACAGAUUUCUUGUUGUCCGAGUCAGCAGAUAUCAACACCUUGCUUAUAAGAGUGACAGCUCAAGAUGCUGAUUUGGGUAUAAACCGCCAAGUGAAGUACCGCCUAACAGAUGAUGGAAACGGUACAUUUGCUGUAGACACAGAGACUGGAAUACUGAUGCUAAAGAAGCGUGUUGACCGGGAAAUGGUGCCGUCCUACCGACUUGUCCUACAGGCUAAUGAUCAAGGAACACCAAGUCUGUCCUCUGAAACUGUCCUACGUGUCCUGCUGCAAGAUGAAAAUGAUAACCCUCCUGAGUUUGUCCGCAACAGUUACAGUGAAACUUUGGCUGAAAGUGUCAAGGCCGGAACGUGGGUCACACAGGUUCAGGCUACGAGUAAAGAUAUUGGACAGAAUGCAGUGAUGACCUACACUAUUGUAGGCGGUAACAAACAGGAAAAGUUCUCCCUCAAUCCAGACACAGGUUCUAUCUAUGUCCUUGGAGAGCUGGACUACGAGGCUGCUCACCAGUACAUUCUUACCAUUGUGGCACGUGAUCGUGGUGUUGUGCCCCUUAGUAGCUCUGCCUAUGUUACCAUCGAUGUGACCGACGUUAAUGACAACUCACCUGUCUUCACACAGGCCAGUUACAGUGUGAGGGUUAAUGAAUCAGAAAAGGUGGCCUCCAUCGUUGUUAAGGUUAGCGCCAGUGAUGCAGACAGUCCUCCUAACUCACUGCUGACCUACUCAAUAUCAGAUGGUGACCGUCUGGACAACUUUGAAAUCAAUGCCAAGGAUGGCACUAUCCGAAUCAAGAGUCCAUUAGACAGAGAAUCGCUGUCUCGAAUAGUCCUGAUGGUCAAGGCUACAGAUGGUGGUCAACCCAGCAUGACUGCUGAAGCCUCUGUCCAGGUGGACAUCAUAGAUGCAAAUGAUUGUGCGCCACGUUUUUCAGAGGACAACUACACAGCUGUUGUACAGCGUCCUCCUCAAGGCAUCGAGGAUAUACAUAUUGGUUAUGACAUCAUCGGCUUCCUGGUGACUGAUGACGACCUUCAUCCAAACGGAGAACCCUUCACUUAUGAUAUUGUUAACGGCAACGAGGGAGGAGAGUUUCGUGUGGACUCGCAGGGAGUCUUGACUACAGCCAGUAAAUUUAAUCACAACAUAAAGAGUCUGUACCAGCUAGUCUUGCGAGUGUUUGACAACGGCUAUCCUUCACUGUACACUGAUGUACCAGUUACAAUAACUGUAACAGAAAAAGGCAGUCACCCUCCUCAGGUAGCUAACCUUGAGAUCACCAUUAACUCCUACAUGGACACGUUUCCUGGAGGCCUGAUUGGUCGACUCGAGGCCACAGACAUGGACAGAUUUGAUAUUCUCACAUAUAAAGUUGUCUCACAGAAUCGCCAUCUUUUUGAUAUUGAUAAGGAUGAUGGGAGACUGGUGGCUUAUGAGGGACUAGAUUCGGGUGAUUACCUUGUCAAUGUCAGUGUUACUGAUGGACACUACGUCAGUUAUGGCCUAGUAUACAUUGAUGUCGUAGCCAUCACAGAAAAGAUGUUGAACAAUGCUGUGACUAUCCAGCUGCAGAACCUCACACCACGAGACUUCAUACAACAUUUUCAGAAUAAUUUCCGUAAAGCUGUCAGGAAGAGGCUUGGUAUAAAGAAACGUGAUGUCCAGAUCAUUAAUGUCCAGCCCAGUCAGGCUUCUGACGGCCAAGCUCGGAGGAGAAGAGACACAAGUUCUGAUCUUGAUGUUCUGUUUGCUGCCAAGAGAGGUCCCAAUAACUACUACUCCAGUAAGUUGUUGAGGAAGAAGAUUAUGCAAAUGACUGGAGAUCUAGAACAGACACUUGGGGUCACCAUCAUCGAUGUGUUCAAUGAUAUCUGCCAUGGUGACCUUUGUCCAGACGGCAAAUGUGUGGGAGAGCUGGUGUUCGAAAAGAAAAGUCAGACACCUAUUGUCAUGGAUGUGGGGACAUUUGUUACAGCGCGACAUUCCUAUACCCACAAAUGUGUGUGUACUGACCAGUCUAGAGGUCCAUCAUGUGAGAGUCCGAGGGUUGGAAGCCAGUGCCUUCCAGGGCAGCCUUGUAUUACCGAAUCACAGGAACCAGAGAUCUGUACCGACUUCUCUUGUUACUCAGGAAAUAAACCUAUGACAUUCAUGGGCCAGAGUUACGCGAAGUGGACUCUGCAGGAUGCCUUUAGUAUAGAGCAGCGACUAAGUCUGUCUUUAAGAAUCAAGACGCGGCGAUCCACAGCCAACAUUAUGUUUGCUAAGGGCAAUGUUGACUACAGCAUACUAGAGAUAUUCAAUGGCAUGGUUCAGUACCAAUUUGACUGUGGCAGUGGUCGCGGCCUGGUCCAGAUCCCUGUACACAUCAAUGAUGGUAAGUGGCACACCAUCAGCCUUGAGAGGCGUGGCCGUAUGGCAGAGGUGUCCCUGGAUGGAGAGUUCUCCAACAUGGACAUCGCUCCAGGAGUCAACGACUAUAUCAACCUAAAUACCAAGGACGUUUACUUUGGUGCUGAGGUCGUUGCCCAAGGUUACCGCAACACAGUGCAGCGAGGUUUUGAGGGGUGCAUGGAGGAUGUAAAACUGUGGAGUGUUCGACUUCCGUUUGAGGGUAGCAAUGCUGUCGUUGCUAGCCAGGAGUUCAAACAAGUGCAGUUUCACUGUAAAGACAGUUCUGCAGGAAUUGAUGGCACAAAUAUCUGCAGCACCUUUCCUUGUAUGAACGGUGGCACAUGUCAGAACUCUGGCAUCAAUUCCUACAUCUGUGUCUGUCCCGACCGAUUCUACGGGGCAAAGUGUGAGAUUGACUCGGACCCUUGUGCCAACUCACCAUGUCGUAAUAAUGCCCGGUGUCAGAACAUCAAGGAUAUGCCCAAUGAGUUUGAGUGCUCAUGUCCCGGGGACCUGAAGGGCAAGCUUUGUGAGUACGGCCAACACUGUAUUCCUAACCCCUGUCAACACGGAGGCACAUGUGUGGAAGGCCCAAACCGUGCCAUCUGUAUUUGCCAGACAGGAUUUGAAGGUCCACUGUGUACAACAAGAGUCAAUCCAUGCCGCAACAACCCUUGUCUCCACGGUGGCAUGUGCCACAGUAUUGAAGCCACCUAUAUCUGUAACUGUACCAGCACAAGGAAUGGUGACCACUGCCAGAAUAUCAUUGUCCCUGAUAUCAGCUCCAACUCUUCGGGAAUCACGCAGGAGACUCUGUUUGGUAUUGUUGGUGUUGCUGUAGCACUGAUUCUGCUAGCCUUCCUGUUUGUACUGAUCCAGUGUUACCGUCGUAGGAAUAGCCGUCGCCGAGGUCACGGUAAUAGGCACAACAGUGAGGAGAGAGACAUGAUGUUACGAGGGAUGAAAGAUGAUAAAAAAUGCAAAGUCAGCUCUUUUGACCUACCAUCCUUACACAUGCAGAACAUCCCACCAAGCCCGCGUCCACCUCCAGUCCCUAACAGGCCGGUGUCCUACACACCUAGUAACCAUGCUGAAUCCUUAAACACUCUCAACAACUUUGACACCGUCAGAAAUUACGGAAGUGCAGCUGACGACCUAGAAAACUGCCACACUAACAUUCCAUACCAUGAUCACUACUUCCAGACCUUUGCUCCUCCUCCCCCCAGGAGUACGGCCAGCAUGGCUCCGUCCCUCCCUCCACCUCCUCCUUCAAACCCUCCCUCCGACACCGAGUCCAUACAGAAGGUGCCUUGGGAGAAUGAAUUCCCCAACAUGCUGGAGAACCAUGAAGAAAAGAAACAUCCUGAGAAGUUUAGUGGUAUUCCACGAUAUGCUCAUCCGAUGGGACCAGAUGCAACAUCAUUCAGUAGUUUACCUGUGUCUGAGUCAGAAGAUGAACCAGCAGCUAGGAGGAAGAAGAACAAAGAUUAUCACUGGGAUGCUUCUGACUGGGCCCCGCGACCUUCACUCCCCAACAUCAGCGAAGUACCGAUGAAGGAGGUCCCAGAUUCCCCUAGAUCUAGUCCCCAUAGUAAUGAUAGCAACACCCAUGUGUCCAGUUUCAUGCAGCCUCCACCCUGUAUGACAGAGAGUGGUGGCAUGUACACUGACCCUGAACUCCUGGAGUCUGAGUAUGUUGGAGAUUCAGAGUAUGCUGAGAAUGAAUAUGACACUGAUGACCAUGGAUACCCAAGUCCCCCUGACUACCACCAGAUCUUGGGGUUGCCUCCUUUCCCCGAGAUUGAUGAGCAGGGCAGUGGGCAAGAAGAUCCCUACCAUCUUCCACAACACAACUUACACAUGCACCCAGACCAAUAUCUCCCUAAUCACAGUUUCAGUCAGUCACGCGAGCAGGUUGGGGAAACGAAUCAUGACCCACCAACGUACCCCGAGGUGGAAAUUAGUGACGCAAGUGAUACUGAGGACAAUGAAAGUGUUGUACAAUAUGGCUUCCCCUCCAGCAGUAUGGGAAGGCGACCCCGAGCUGCCCAGGAAACUGAGUACAACCCAGACUAUGGCCAGUCGGCUGCUUCUAUGAUUGACAACAUGAGUGUGUCAGUGGGAGGCUACACCUCCACAAAUGCCUCGUGCUCAGACAUUUCCGGGCUUUGUGAGAUUGAGGACAGUGAAGUGAAUCUUAGUGAGGAGGAGGAGAGUGCUGAUGAAAUGACACCGUUAAAUAACGAACAACUACACACAGUCGUGUAAUGUUGCUUUCUUAAUGAUUGAUGGAUUUAUCUUGGGAUCAGAAACUACAAGGACUGUGUCUGAUAGCCUGACAAAUUAUAAUGUGAGUGUGUGAGGGAGAAAUUGCCUUUCUACAUCAGGGAAUAUUGCCCCCCUCUCCAAGCCAUCACAAGGGGCAGUCAUACAUACUUACAUUUCUUACAGCCUCUUUGAUAACAGGUGCUUUAUUACAGAUUUCACCCCAACAGCUUUGUUCAUCAUCAUCAAAUGAUAAAGAUUAUUAAUCUUGAUUACAUCGCAUAUUUGUGUUUCCAUGACAAUGGCCUCUAGCUGAUGAUGGUGACCUUUGACAUUUGGGCCGGAGUGGUCACCAUGUAGAUUUUAUAUUAUCACAUUUCCAUAAUUGUGCCAUCAUUUCAAAUUUAGUUUGUAUUUAAUUAGAAAGAAAUAUGAUUUUUACUGUUUUAAUUAUUGAAAAAAAGGUUUUCCUCAAUUCACAGAACAACCUUUGAUUUAGGUGGUGCUAAUAGAUUGUAUUCUCAGACAGUGUGAAAUGAUUUUAAGGUUAUUUCACUUCUAAAUGUUUACAGGCUGUUAACUGUUAGUAUCAACUGUAGCAUUACACAUCUAUCCAUGACCAGAAAAACAUUGUUACUUUGUUGUCACAAGAAAAUUCAGUCUUUGUUUUCAAUCUGCAAUAGCUAUGUGUUGAAUCUCGUGUAGUUCUGCCCAUUAUUUCCUGCAGUGUUAGUGGUUGUGUGUCACAAUUAUAAUAUGUUAAAUACAAUGGCUAGUUUAUCUAUGCGUAGAUAUUGUUUCAUCCAUUAUUACCUCCCUUGUCUGUUGUACUUGAUUAAUUCAACAUGUUACAUGACUUUGAAUGUCCAAUUUGAUAAUGAAAUGAAACUAUUUUUAAACGAUAAGUGCAAAGAUUUCUCAUUUACUUAAACAUUAAGAGACAAUAUCUGUUCAUGACAAAUUGUAAUGCUAUGUAUGAAACAUUGUUUUUUAUAUCUAUGUAGAAAUUAUGCAGCACUUAAAGAACAUCAAAAUUUUUUAUGAAUUAGCAUUCAACAGUAGAAAUAGAGUUACUGUCUGAGAUUUUUUGGCAACUUUGAAAGAAAGUGUUUAAUUUGCUUCAUUCAGUGAUUUUAACAUUGACAAACAAUAUUGAUUUUGAAAAGUCAGCUUCUUGGAAUUCGGGAGGUUGGAUAAUUUCUUAAGCAGUUUUACGGAUUGUCAUAGUACAAUACCACAUUGUUCCUGUUCAAUUAAUCAUCUGCAGAUGAACAAUAUGUUACAAUUGUGCUAAGAUUGCCAACCCAGGCUCUUAUGGUGAUACCCGGCUAGGUGUUAGAUUGUAGGGAGCGUGUGCGAGAGAAAAGUAGCUAGAUUAACUGUGAUGUGAGAAGGGAAGUCUUAAAGACAUUUAAUAGUUGUGUGGACAUUUGAUUGAACAAGAUAAUUUAUUUUGCUAUAUUAACUGGUUGUGAUUAUUCUGAAAGUCUAUGUUUAUGUAUGUGUUGAAUAGUGUCUGCUCUGUAUGUUCCCAUUAUUGUAGAUUUUGUAAUAUAUGUCGGUCCAAGUUUCAAAUUGUAUAGUUUUAUACAAACAAAAAUCAUUUUAAUAUAAUAUAAGUAGCUGAUUUUAGCUGCUUCGUGUAAAUGCUUGACAGUUAUGUUUUGAAAUUUCAUGACAUUUUAUCAAUGUCAUGUAAAUGCUUGACAAAUGCGUUUUGAAUCUAAUGACAUUUUAUCAGUGUCAUAACCUUCAUUUGACCUCAUUUAAUUAUAAACAGGUGAUUGUUACCUGUUUUGUUUUCAUUUUCGUUGUAUUGCACUGAUUUGUUUUAAUCAAAAAUGAUUUUGCUGCCAAAGUUUUUAUGUGAUAGGAAGUAGUGAUUGAAGGUUGUCAAUGUACAAUUGAAGCAUGACAUUGCUAGAUAAGUGCUUCAGUUACAGAAAAUGUAAUGAUAUACUGUAAUUACUUCAGUCAGAUAGAAAUGUCAUCAACAUGUAUAAAGAAGCAUACAAGGAUAUGGAUUCAGAUGUAAACAAUUAAUUUCACAUUAAAAUUUAAGUGAAUUGUUAUCUUCUUUAGUCAAGAAACUUGCUUAUAGGAGUAUUAUCACUUAAGGAUAUAUGCUACCUGAUUAAAGAUCUUUAUUUCAUUCUAGUGUGUUGGAAAGAGAAACUUAAGAAACACUGUUCAAGAACAGGUACUAUUAAGUUGUAAUCAUUAAAUAUUGCCUUUAAUGAAAUAAAAGGGAGUUCAGAUUUUUUUUUAACAGAAAGCAGGAGUUUAUCAAGGUAUCAUUUACCCUGAAGAAAUAAUUUGUUUUAUGGAGUAGAGAAUUUGAUGAUAAAGACAUUGUAAAAGAAAGAGAACUUAUGUGGUCCCACUGAAGCUUUUAACUUGAAGUGUAAACCUUGUUGAGGUAUCAAAUUUGUGUACUUGGCUAUGAGUUUUAUGGUUUCAUAUAUCCUAGUAUGUGUAGUUUGUGAGAGUUAUCCCCCCUAUAUAUUACUACCGGUAUAUACACUAGAUAGACUGUCCGUAACAACCUCAAUGUUUCAUAGCUUUCUAGUGCAGUAAUUAAUAAUAUGUUUGUUAAGGAGAGUCAAGCAUUUAACUGGAUUUUUUGUGUGGUAAAUGUGAGGGUAAAUGUUCAUGCUCAAAUGCUGCCUCUUGUUCCAAGUUCUUUUUUGAAAGUAAGGCUAUUGUGGUUAUUUUAUUUACAAAUGUGCUAUUUUGUUUUUUUGAAGAUAAUUUUGUUACUAUAUUCAAAAUUCUCUUAAAAGUAAAAAAUAUACAUAACAGUGUUCAAAAGCUUUCAUAUCAACAAUUUUGAAGUUAGAUGCGUCAUAUAUUUUAAAAGCAUGCUAUUUUAUACUAAUGAAGACUGUUUUUAUCGAUAAAAUCUGAGCAGAAAUUUUAUAAAUUAGAAAAGUAUGGACAUAACAUCAGGGCAUCAGAAAAAAAACCAUGCACUGUCUGAAUAUUUAGGUACAUUCUGUAAGUGUUAAUAUUCAAGGUUGAAUUAACAAAAUUCUAUUUUUUGAAAACCCUGUCACAUCUUCUGUGAUUACACUUUUCCUUUAUAUCAUUGAUGAAAAUACAUCAAUAACACAUUUAUUUCAUUUUUUUUCACUAAACGAGAAUUAAUGAUAAAUUUUGAAUCAAAAGAGAAUUGCAAAAAAAAUCACAUAAUCUACUCAUUGAUCACUAAUCAUGUUGUAAUUUUUCAGUUUGAAAUUAGUCAUGAACCAUUUUCUUUCAUAGCCAUCCACCUGUUGUUUGUAUUUUGUUCAAAUAGGGCAAUCAGAAGGUCAUACAGCCAUAGCAACAAAUAUAACCCGAUACCAUCCGCAACACCUCGUCCCUUUCUCGUAAAAUCAGAGGUGUUCAGGAUGAACCUAGUUCUGCUUUGGAUCUGUUCACUGAAUAUAGAUUUCUUGACUUAAAACGAAUGAAAACUAGAUUCAUGGCAACUGCGAAGAAUUGUCAUUGUAUGGUAUGCUUUGGAGAAGAAAUCUGGAGUAUUUGAAAUAGAAAUCUGUAUUCUUGAAUGAAAUAAAUGUGGAAUGAGUUGUGAAAAUAUAUCACCACAGUGGAUCUGUCUGUGGAAAGUAUGGAUGGUGUAUGAUGAUGGAAUGAGAGGUAGUUGAUAUUGUUUCUAUGUUCCAUUGAUUCAUACAAAGCCUUCAUCAUCUCUUAUUUUAAAAGCUUGUUUCAUGGUAAAUAACCAUUAAAAAUAAUAAAAAUACUUUGAAAAAAAAAAUCAAUAAAAUUUAUGAAAUUUUUA